AUGAAUCUUACGGAGGUUAACCAAACUGAUCAAUGCCUCAGGUUUUCCUGUCCAGAGAGAUCUGUAUCUGCUGUGUAUGUGUUUCUGUAUGUGUGUGCAGCUGCUGCUGUUCUGCUAACAGUGUGUGGAAAUCUGCUGAUCAUCAUCUCUGUUUGUCACUUCAAGCAGCUCCACACACCAACUAACAUGCUCAUCCUCUCUCUGGCUGUGUCAGACUUUCUGGUUGGAAUCCUUGUGAUGCCGACAGCAUUAACAUGGAUGAUCGAAUCAUGUUGGAUGUUUAGUUCAGUUUACUGUUUAUGUUAUAUAUACAGCUCCUAUUUUCUCACAGCAACAUCAAUAUUUGCUGUUGCUCUAAUCGCGGUUGAUCGGUAUUUUGCUCUCUCUAAUCCAUUUCUCUACACUAAAACAGUCUCUGUGAACACAUGGUGCAUUAUAGUUUUAUGUAACUGGGUUGUAUUGCUGUUUUACCACUUAGCACUUCAGUAUUUCAAUGGAUACUAUGCAAACCUGGUACUGUGCCCUGGAGACUGCUUUCUGGUCUUGGAUGAGGUCUGGUCUUUGACUGAGCUCCUGCUGAAAUUUGUUUUCCCAUUUGCUGUCAUAAUCAUACUAUAUGUCCUCGUUUUUGUUAUUGCAAGGAAACAUGCCACUGCCAUCAGAGAGCUUCAUAUUCACACCAGGACUCAGACAUCAAAGAAUAUAACAGAGUCGAUGAAAUCAGAGAGAAAAGCAGCUAAAGUACUUGGCAUUCUGGUGUCUGUGUUUCUGGCUUGUUUGCUUCCAUACUUUAUUUACACUGUGUUAGGUAAUGCAGUACAAAUUGAAAUGGGGUCAUUUCAAAAAGUCUUGAUGCUGGUUUAUCUUAAUUCUACUAUUAAUCCAGUUAUUUAUGCUUUGUUUUAUCCGUGGUUUAGGAGGUGUGUUAGGCUCACUUUAACUCUUCAAAUAUUCAACACAGAUUCUUCACUGAUGAAUGUCCUUUAA
Molecule: messenger RNA, 987 nt
Organism: Colossoma macropomum (tambaqui)
Lineage: Eukaryota; Metazoa; Chordata; Actinopteri; Characiformes; Serrasalmidae
Product: trace amine-associated receptor 13c-like
Exons: 1
Coding region: 1-987 (328 amino acids)
Biological process (GO): G protein-coupled receptor signaling pathway
Cellular component (GO): membrane
Molecular function (GO): trace-amine receptor activity
Source: RefSeq, a predicted model, not a curated record